This is a messenger RNA of Erythranthe guttata (spotted monkey flower), 572 nucleotides long. Its product is annotated as COMPLEX 1 LYR-like protein. The record is from RefSeq and is a predicted model, not a curated record. Lineage: Eukaryota; Viridiplantae; Streptophyta; Magnoliopsida; Lamiales; Phrymaceae.
UGGUGAUUGUCAGUUAAUUUCUUGUAUAAUUUUACAGAGAAAAAUGCCGUCUCUUCAAACAGCAUUGCCUCCUGAGCUCGCCAACAAUGCUAUCAGGCUUUAUCGUGAAUGCUUGAGACGAGCUAAAUAUAUUGGUCAAAAGAAAUACAAUACUGAACUUCUUACUGGUAUGGUUAGAGAGCAGUUCAAAAAGCACAUGCACGAGACUGAUCCAGAGAAAAUUCAGAAUCUUAAGGAUGAUGCUGCGAGGGGAUUGAUAAACCACAUGCUAUACGAGUCUGAGAACUUGUCUGGGAGAAAAUUCAGCAAAAGCUCGUCAACCUAAUUCGAAGCUCAACUUUGAACGUUUACCUGAUAAUUAAUUAGUGCCCAUCCCAAGUUUUGGUAUCACAUAAGCUUUUGAUGAGACGGAUUUGUGUGUCGUUCAACACGAGGCGUGCUCUUGAAACUGUUUUAUGCAUAAGUUGUGUGAGGCGUGCUCUUACUGAAUUUGUUGGAUGAUGCAAUUUAUGUUCUUGCAAAAUGGAUUUUUACAUUCAUUAAUAAAAAAAUCGAACAAUGGGUUUGCUUUU